Sphenostylis stenocarpa is the source of this 960-nucleotide messenger RNA. The record is from the annotation of a GenBank genome assembly. NCBI's taxonomy places the organism in Eukaryota, Viridiplantae, Streptophyta, Magnoliopsida, Fabales, Fabaceae.
AUGGCGGGCAUUCGAAUGAUAGAUAUAGCCGUCAAUUUCACUGAUGGAAUGUUCAAGGGAAUCUACCACGGCAAGCAAUGUCACGUCUCCGAUAUUGCAACCGUUUUGAACAGGGCUUGGGCUGCUGGCGUCAACCGAAUUAUAGUAACCGGUGGGUCACUUGAAGAAUCAAGGGAGGCGCUUGCAAUUGCAGAAACAGAUGGAAGACUUUUCUGCACAGUUGGUGUGCAUCCAACACGAUGCAAGGAAUUUGAGGAGAGUGGAGAUCCAGAAAAGCAUUUUCACGCUCUUUUGUCCUUAGCUAGAGAGGGAAUUCAGAAAGGAAAGGUGGUUGCUAUUGGAGAAUGUGGAUUGGACUAUGACAGGCUUCAUUUUUGCCCAGCAGAGAUUCAAAAGAAGUAUUUCGAGAAGCAAUUUGAAUUAGCAUAUAUCACAAAACUGCCCAUGUUUUUGCACAUGCGAGAAGCUGCUGCAGAUUUCUGUGAAAUAGUGGAGAAAAAUAAGGACAGGUUCACUGCUGGAGUCACCCAUUCAUUUACUGGUAGUAUCGAUGAUAGCAUUAAGCUUCUCUCAUUUGAUAAGAUGUACAUAGGCAUAAAUGGGUGUUCUCUGAAGACAACUGAGAACCUUGAUGUUGUUAAGGGUAUACCUAUUGAGAGAAUGAUGAUUGAGACUGAUUCACCAUACUGUGAAAUCAAGAAUACUCAUGCAGGAAUUGGUUUUGUUAAAUCUACAUGGCCUUCUAAGAAGAAAGAGAAGUAUGAUCAAGAGUGCAUUGUUAAGGGCCGCAAUGAACCUUGUUUAGUCAAGCAAGUUCUUGAAGUUGUUGCUGGUUGUAAAGGCAUCAAUGAUGUAGAUAACCUCAGCAGAACAUUAUACCAUAACACUUGCAGGAUAUUUUUCCCUCAUGACUUGGAUUCUGCAGCUGAUGCUCUACUAGCUGGUGGUAUUUCUUCAUAA